ACCUACCUGGCGGUUUUUGUUAUAGACAGCUGGCUAGCCUCACCAUGGCCGUGUUUAGUUCUACCCAGGUUGGCAUGUUGAUUGUGCUUACAGCGAUUGCCGUUCUAUACCAAGUUGAGUUAGACUACGAUCCUCUUAUUGUUCAAGAGAAAGCUGUUGUAGCACGAUCACCAGAAGAUGUUUUCAAAUUUAUGUCAGAUGUAUUCAACUACCCGGAGUGGACGGGCAUCAUCAAGCGGAUAGUACCACUUGACGACUCGUCUCUUGGCGUCGGUAAGACAUUCCACAUGCACAUGUCAGUCCCUAUAGGGCUCAAACGAUACCACACCGUCGUGCAGUCGUACAAACCGGGCAGCCUUCUUGCGUUGACCAUUGACAUGGAGUUUCUUCAUCCUACCGUUGUCAUCGAGGUCAAUGAAGAUGAACGACCUGGAAUGUCAAAGGUCACGAUGAGAGUGUAUUCCAGUCGAAGGAGCUACUUAUUCAGGGGUACCCUUUUGCCGAUCUCAAAAUUUGUGAUAACCGGUCACCUCCAGGGGGCGCUGUUUCAUAUGAAGCUGUUGAUGCAGCAAUGAUGACGACAAUCACUUUCAACGUAGCCUUGGUUCGAUUAUUUGUAGUUCAGAUCGUGUUUUUGUUAUUUUCUUUCCCAAUAGUGAAAUUGGAUUCUGAAAUGGAGCUAUCAAAGUAUCCCAAGCUUAUCAAGUGUUCACAAUAUGCCUUGAAAUAUUUAAAAAAAAAAAAAAAAAAUCAUGUUUCAGAUUUUAAAAAUAUGUUUUUGCUGUUAGAGUGCUCCAUGGUUAGACCUAUUUCAGAUUACAAAGUGGAAGCCAGAGGAGCGCCUCUGUCUUCUGGACACCCUGUUCUCAAUUUGGACUCCAUGUUUUAUCUGUCAUUUUAAAGUAGUGUAAGGGAAGCAUUUUGACACCCAGUUUUUUUAAAUUCCAUGCAAGUUUGAGCACCCUUUUUACGAAACCCUAGCUUGUACCUUGGUUCACACAAUGCCUUGAACUAUUGAAAUAUAAAAACACGUCUCUAGAUAUUAUGCUAUAAAAUCAAGAAAGAUUUUAAAUUGUUUCUUUUGAACAGAAAGUGUCUUUGACGGAUCGAUAGUUACAGAAUGACUUUUACCUUCGAACAAACGUGAAUGCUCAAUUCUGAUUGGUUGAUCCAUGGCAACAAGAGUGCGAAAUUCACCUGUAUUGCAUGGCUCAUAUCACACCCUGUUUCUAAUCUGCUUGUCAGCAUUGCGCUUAUUUAACACCAGCAGUAGGCUUGUAGGUCAGGAUCACUGGCCUUUGGGUAGUGUGUUCAGGGUGAAUGUUUAUAUUUUAACUACUGAAAAGAGUCACAGUGAAACCUGCGAGUAGAAUUGAGAGAUGUUGAUUAGUGGGAAAUUCACGAAUAUUUGGUUUGGAUGACACCAGAGUAUAUCUACUUGCCAGGUUAAGUUCUUUAAAGGACUGUCUUUUUUGUUAUUUAUUUUUUUUAUGCAA
Messenger RNA from Asterias rubens (European starfish), 1496 nucleotides. RefSeq lists its product as uncharacterized. The transcript has 4 exons. Bases 45 to 575 code for a protein of 176 amino acids. The record is from RefSeq and is a predicted model, not a curated record. Lineage: Eukaryota; Metazoa; Echinodermata; Asteroidea; Forcipulatida; Asteriidae.